AUGGCGAGCCAUGCUAGAAAACGCCUGAUCCGUGACUUCCGCAAGCUGCAGAGCGACCCCCCGUUUGGCGUCAGCGGCGCCCCCGUGCAAAAUGAUAUAAUGCGCUGGCACGCCGUCAUCUUUGGCCCAGAGGACACUCCUUGGGAGGGCGGCACGUUCCAGUUGGAGCUCAAGUUUACAAACGACUAUCCCAAUAAGCCCCCGCAUGUCCGAUUUCUCUCCAAGCUCUUCCAUCCGAACGUGUACAAUGACGGGAACAUCUGCCUGGACAUUCUGCAGUCACAGUGGAGUCCGAUAUAUGAUAUUUCUGCUAUUCUCACCUCCAUACAGUCACUGUUGAGCGAUCCCAACCCCAGCAGCCCGGCAAAUCAAGAGGCUGCGCGUCUGUACGCGGAAAAUCGGCGGGAAUACAACCGCCGGGUGCAGCAAUGCGCUACCGAAUCUUUGAAGACGGUGGGCGCGCCCGAUGCAGACGCCUCUGGCGCCGCUUCUAGCGCCGCAGCUGAUAUUCCUUCCGGGGCCCCCAACAGCGCUUCAGCUGAUCCAGCGGCCGCCCCCGAUGGGAGCGGGAUGGCGGAAGGGGGCGCUCCAGAAGCAGUGCAGCAGCAGCAGACUGAGAGCGGAGAGGCGCAACCUCGUGGAGAGGAGGGGCAGGGUGGAGGCGCAGCUCCGUAG
This is a messenger RNA of Eimeria acervulina, 675 nucleotides long. Its product is annotated as ubiquitin-conjugating enzyme e2, putative. Gene Ontology annotation, biological process: DNA repair; protein polyubiquitination; proteasome-mediated ubiquitin-dependent protein catabolic process. The coding region runs from base 1 to 675 and encodes 224 amino acids. The record is from RefSeq and is a predicted model, not a curated record. Gene Ontology annotation, molecular function: ubiquitin conjugating enzyme activity. The transcript has 5 exons. Lineage: Eukaryota; Apicomplexa; Conoidasida; Eucoccidiorida; Eimeriidae.